This is a messenger RNA of Miscanthus lutarioriparius, 1398 nucleotides long. Lineage: Eukaryota; Viridiplantae; Streptophyta; Magnoliopsida; Poales; Poaceae. The record is from the annotation of a GenBank genome assembly.
AUGAGCCUCAAUGUCAUUGCAUUCAGUGAAAAUGCACCCGAGAUGCUUAAAACAAUCAGCCAUGCAGAGCCAAGUAUCUAUGAAUCCCCAAUGUUGUCCAUUGGGACGAAUGCAUUGUCACUUUUCGUGGAAUAUAGUGCCACAUCACUACACAAGGUACUAAGGUCUGCUGAUGUUUCUUCUUUGAACCCAGUCCUAGUUGGAUGCAGAUCAUCGGGCAAGCUAUUUUAUGCCAUUGCCCAUAAGGUGACUGGUACUGGUUGUCUAGUGGUUGAUCUUGAGCCAGUGAAGCCUUCUGAAUUUUCUACUGCUGUUGCAUGGGCUUUGCCGCAGUCUUACAUGCUUGCGGCGCCGGCAGUAUCAAAGAUCCAGUCAGUGCCAGGUGGGAGCAUGGAGGUCUUGUGCAAUACUUUGGUACAAGAAAUCUUUGACUUAGUGGGAUAUGAUAGAGUCAUGGCUUACAAGUUCCAUGAAGAUUAUCAUGGUGAGAUCAUUGCUGAGGUUAGAGAACCUGGUCUUGAACCAUUUAUUGGCCUACACUAUCCAGCCACUGAUAUCCCUCAAGCCGCCAGGAUUCUUUUCAUGAAGCACCAAGUUCAAAUGAUAUGUGACUGCUCUAUGAGGCCAGUGAAGAUUAUCAAAGACGAGGAACUCCCUUUUAAUGUUAGCUUGUGUGGUUCAACUCUUGGGGUGCCACAAAGUUGUCACCUUCAGUAUAUGAAGAACAUGAAAUCGGUUGCCUCUCUAGUAAUGGCUGUUGUGAUAAAUGAAAAUGGAGAAUAUUCUAAUGCCAAGCAUGAACAACCAACAGAAUGGAGGCGCCCGAGGAAGAAGCUAUGGGGCCUCAUUGUUUGCCAGCAUAUGAGCCCUAGACAUGUCCCCUUUUCGCUACUGGCAUGCAUGUUAAGUCAUAUGGAUUUCGAGAUGGGUGAACUUGUGUUACAAGACAUGCUGGAGGCCGCAAUAAGUGAAGUACGGUCAGCUUGUCAAGGAAAAGGGAUCAGAGUAUCUACCGACCUUGCAGAGAAAUUUCGCAAGCAAAGGCUUAAUAAUCCGAACUUAAUGCAGCUACUGCAGAAUGUCCUGUUCGACUUCCUAUUUGCUUCUGUGAAGUUCUGUCCCAUUGGAGGUUCCAUUGUAAUAUCUUGCAACCAGACUAUGAAAAUUGGAGAAAAUAUUAGUACCAUGGAUCUGGAACUUAGGAUCAAGCACACAAUGAUAGCACUCCCAGAGGAAAUGUUUUCACAAAUGUUAGGAGACAAUGAAGAGCAGUCAGAGGAGGACUUGACCCUUGGUAGGACUUGGAACCAGGAUCUUUUAGACAGCUGGAAAUACAAUUGGAACGCUGGGAAAUUCAGCUCUAAGAAAGCUUACAUUCUCCUUCAAGGCCCUCAGUAA